CCCGCCCCCCGUCCCCUGGCCUUGUGUUGCAGAUGGAGCCGGUGCCCAAAGCGGUGCUGGGGGCGGCGCUGGCCAAGCCCCGGCGUCCGGUCAUCGCCUGCAGCGUCUGCCAGAUCCGCUUCAAUUCCGAGAGCCAGGCAGCGGCACACUACCAGGGGAACCGGCACGCGCGGCGCCUCAAGGGGCUGGAGGCCGCCCGGGCUCGUCGCGGGGGGGACGCAGGGGACAGCCAGGACCCCCCAGCGCCCACCCCCGCCCCGACGGGGGAGACGCCGGACCGCAAAGGCGAGCAGCCCCCAACGCCCGCGGCUCCCAGCGCCCCCGGGCCCCCCUCCCCCCCCGAUCCCCCCCCGGCUGUGGCCACAGAGACGCCGGGGGGAACACGGGGGGGAGCUGGGGGGGCAGCGGAGGGGGAGGAGGAGGAGGAGAAGGCGAAGGCCAAGCGGCUGCUUUACUGUGCCCUCUGCAAGGUGGCUGUCAACUCCCUGUCCCAGCUCGAGGCGCACAACAAAGGGACGAAGCACAAGACGCUGGUGGAGGCGCGCAGCGGGCUGGGACCCAUCCGCGCCUUCCCACGCCUCGGGGGUGGCACAGGGACCCCCCCGGACGAAGCCCCCGAGCGUUCCUUCCACUGCCAGAUCUGCAACGUCCGCCUAAACUCCGAGCUCCAGCUCAAGCAGCACAUCUCCAGCCGGCGGCACCGGGAUGGGGUGGCUGGAAAACCCAACCCACUGCUGAGCCGCCACAAGAAGCCCCGGACCCCCCCAGAGCUGGUGAGCGGGAUGGGGGCAGAUCUGGGACGUGCUAUGGGGCAGGGGCAUCUAUAGGGCAUCCUGGAAGCGUGUUACGGGGCAGGGGAGCGUCUGGGGAUACCCAGAGUGUGUCUGGGAGGUACAUGAUGGGAUGGGGAAGCACCUGGGGGAGUCUGUAGGGUGCCCCGUUGUAUUUUAGGGGGUAUCUGAUGGGGCUGGGGGGGGGUGGGGAUACCUAGAGGGUGUCUGGAGGUGCCCUGUGGGGCAGAGGGGUGCCCAGGACUUAAUAUGGGGUGAUUAGAGGCCUGU
This is a messenger RNA of Numida meleagris (helmeted guineafowl), 1061 nucleotides long. RefSeq names its product zinc finger protein 385A (gene ZNF385A). The transcript has 5 exons. The record is from RefSeq and is a predicted model, not a curated record. Bases 33 to 827 code for a protein of 264 amino acids. Lineage: Eukaryota; Metazoa; Chordata; Aves; Galliformes; Numididae. Gene Ontology annotation, cellular component: nucleus. Gene Ontology annotation, molecular function: nucleic acid binding; zinc ion binding.